This is a messenger RNA of Passer domesticus (house sparrow), 1440 nucleotides long. It is a transcript of the gene BGLAP, whose product is annotated as bone gamma-carboxyglutamate protein. Gene Ontology annotation, cellular component: extracellular region. The coding region runs from base 1018 to 1323 and encodes 101 amino acids. Gene Ontology annotation, molecular function: calcium ion binding; structural constituent of bone; hydroxyapatite binding. The record is from RefSeq and is a predicted model, not a curated record. NCBI's taxonomy places the organism in Eukaryota, Metazoa, Chordata, Aves, Passeriformes, Passeridae. Gene Ontology annotation, biological process: bone development; regulation of cellular response to insulin stimulus; regulation of bone mineralization. The transcript is spliced from 4 exons.
AUCUCCCUGGCAGAGCCCCAGCAGUGCUGUGCCACUCCAGCACGGACAGGCUGUCCUUGGGGCUGGGCAGGGCGUGAGGAGAGUGCCCUGCACCUGCUGAGGACUCCGAGAGGCUGAGGGCACGGGCUCUGAGGGCUCAGCUGGGAUGGGCAGUGGCUGCUGCACCACUCCCCAACCUCUGGGAGCAAUUAGAGCUGCAGCAGUUUCCCCUCUGCCCCCCCCUGGCUGUGCUGGAAUCUCAAUAAACCGGGGCUGUUGUUCAGCUUGGCUCCUGCUGUGCUCUUGGCCCACGUACUCUGUACUUUAUGGCUUUGUCUGACAAAGGCUCUGCUUCAGCAGUUCUGGCUGCCCCAAAGGCUCCAGUUCCGCUUCCCGAGACGGGGCUGGGGUUUACAGGAUCAGAAAGUGGUCAGGAUGUGAAAGAGGAAUGUUCUCCAGGGGCUCUGAGUGCCCUGGCCACGCAGCAUCUGCCCAGGGCGUGGGCAGGGGGGAGCUGUGCAGAGACCGAGGCACCUGCUCACCCUGCCCAGGGACACGGGCUGACAGUGCCCGAAACAAGCACGAGCUGCUCCCCAAAAAUGGGCCAGAAAGCUCCUGCUGGCUCUGCACGUGGAGGGAAACCCCAAGGUUUUGGCAGGGAAGUCUCCCUGUGUCGCAGAAGAUGAUUCUGGGGUGCAGCAGUGGGAGCUGGGACGGGCAGCGGGUGAUGGGGGAGCCCCCAGUGCCCCAUCACCCAUUCCAGUGGGCACUGGGCACUGCCAGCCUGGCAGGGCUGGGCCCACCAGCAAAUCCCCCCUGGCCUGGGGCCACUUUCCCCUCCCUUUGUGGGCUCUGGCUGGGCACAGGGGGACCAAGUUCAUCCCAAACCACAAUUGCCACCUCUGCCAGCAGCUCCGGCCGUGGCGGAUGUGCUGGAAAUAACCCUGGGGAGGCCAGGCCCCCCCUGCCAAGGCCACAGGACCCUAUAAAGGCACCCAGGGAGCCAGGGCUGCACCCAGCCCAGCACAGGGAGGCACCAUGAAGUCCCUGGUCCUGCUGAGCCUCUUGGCCCUGCUCACCCUUGGCCUCUGCCGCAGAGCUGCCGAUGGCUCUGCCAGCACCAAGGACUCGCCCAGCUCCGAAGCCUUUGUCUCCAGACGCGCCAGUGCCGAGCUGGUGCAGAGGCAGAAGCGCAGUUACGGCUAUGGCAGCAGCGCCUCGGGAGCCCCGCGGGACCCGCUGGAGGCCAAGCGCGAGGUGUGCGAGCUCAACCCCGACUGUGACGAGCUGGCCGACCAGAUCGGCCUGCAGGAGGCUUACCGGCGUUACUACGGGCUGGUUUAGCCCCAGCCCCGCUCGGGGCAGGGGCUGAGCUCCCACCAACCCGCAUCAGCUCCCACCUGCACCCUCCCACCCUUUCUGUUCGCCCUGGAAAGAAAUAAACGCACGUGGUAGAGCCAG